Messenger RNA from Rattus rattus (black rat), 921 nucleotides. Its product is annotated as olfactory receptor 5B2-like. The coding region runs from base 1 to 921 and encodes 306 amino acids. The record is from RefSeq and is a predicted model, not a curated record. Lineage: Eukaryota; Metazoa; Chordata; Mammalia; Rodentia; Muridae. Gene Ontology annotation, biological process: sensory perception of smell; G protein-coupled receptor signaling pathway. Gene Ontology annotation, molecular function: olfactory receptor activity; odorant binding; G protein-coupled receptor activity. The transcript has a single exon. Gene Ontology annotation, cellular component: membrane.
AUGAAGAAUAGGACAGACGUGACAGAGUUCAUUCUGUUGGGACUCACCAAUAAACCGGGCCUGCAGCUUCCCCUGUUUAUCAUCAUCCUUCUCAUCUAUACCAUCACUCUGGUGGGAAACCUAGGGAUGAUCCUGCUAAUUGUCCUGGACUCUCAGCUCCACACCCCCAUGUACAUUUUCCUUGGUAAUCUUUCUCUGGUGGAUUUUUGUUACUCUUCAGUUGUCACCCCCACAGUCAUGACUGAGCUUCUUGGAGGAGACAAGAUCAUUUCUCACAAUAGCUGUGCUGCUCAGAUGUUCUUUUUUGGAGCCUUUGGUACUGUGGAGAAUUACCUGUUGGCUUCAAUGGCCUAUGAUCGCUAUGUAGCAGUGUGUAAGCCCUUGCACUAUGCCACCAUCAUGACUACAAGUGUGUAUACGGGGCUCAUCACUGGCUCUUAUGUCAUCAGUUUCAUGAAUGCCUCCAUCCAUGUUGCAGACAUAUUCACUCUUUCCUUCUGCAAGUCCAAUGUAAUUCAUCACUUUUUCUGUGACGUUCCAGCACUCAUGGUUCUCACUUGUUUUGAUAAUCAAGUUCGGGAACUACUUCUUCUUUCUAUUGAGAGUUUCAAUAUCUUGUUUGCUUUCAUAGUUAUCUGUACUUCUUACAUGUUAAUUUUUGUCACCAUCUCAAAGAUGCACUCAGCUUCAGGACAUCGCAAGGCUUUUUCCACCUGUGCCUCCCACUUCACUGCAGUGUCCAUUUUCUAUGGGACAGUCAUUUUCAUGUAUUUACAGCCCAGUUCCAGUCAUUCCAUGGACACAGACAAAGUUACUUCCGUGUUCUACACCAUGGUUAUCCCUAUGCUGAAUCCUCUGAUCUACAGCCUGAGGAACAAGGAGGUUAAGAAUGCAUUCUUAAAGUCAAUACUACAUUAUUAA